Lathyrus sativus (Indian pea) is the source of this 360-nucleotide messenger RNA. The record is from the annotation of a GenBank genome assembly. Lineage: Eukaryota; Viridiplantae; Streptophyta; Magnoliopsida; Fabales; Fabaceae.
AUGGUGGUGAGCAUUCGAUUGGCCAGACAUGGUCGCAUACACAGCCCUUUCUAUAGGGUUGUUGUUGCUGAUAGCAAAUAUCCAAGAGAUGGCAGGAACCUUGAGGUUGUAGGUUACUACAAUCCUAUUGCAGCUAAAGAUGAUGAGAAACAACUGAGUAUCAAACUUGAAAGAGUGAAGUACUGGCUUUCUGUUGGUGCUCAACCUUCAGAACGUGUGAAGAGUCUUUUAUUUCAUUCUGGUUUACCACUGAAACGUAAAGGUUACUAUCCCGAGCAGCCAGUCGAUGCCGAUGCCAAUGCCAAUGAAGCUGAUGGUAUAUCUCCAGAAGCUGUUCUUUCUAUUGGCUUACAAGUUUAA